ACUGUGCUUCCUCGCACAUCACGCUUGUUUCCUGGUCGUUGCUAACAACCUGCUGCCUGCAACUUCGCCUGGCCACCGUCCACUCAUGCAUUGGUGGUUUCCUGCUGCGGUGUCUUUGAAAUGUGCGUGAGGAUGAAGCCGUGUCGACAGUGAGUGCGGUGUGACCCUCAGCUCCGUGCUGGCUGCAUGGUGCUCCUCCGUGUGUCUCCGCCUGCUUUCUGACGCCUGGGGUUGCAGUCUGGCCUCCAGCCGCGGCUGCGAAUUAACUUCAUUUCUCAGCGUCGCCUUGCUCUGAAAUCAUGUUUAUUUUAUAAAGAUGGCGGUGAGGGGGACACUGUAAACUAAAUGACUGUCAGAAACAUCGCCUCCAUUUGUAAUAUGGGCACCAAUGCCUCUGCUCUGGAGAAAGACAUCGGCCCGGAGCAAUUUCCAAUCAAUGAACACUACUUUGGAUUGGUCAACUUUGGAAACACAUGUUACUGUAACUCAGUGCUCCAGGCUCUCUACUUCUGCCGGCCUUUCCGGGAGAACGUGCUGGCCUACAAAGCCCAGCAGAAGAAGAAGGAGAACCUGCUCACAUGCCUGGCUGACCUCUUCCACUCCAUUGCCACACAGAAGAAGAAAGUGGGCGUCAUCCCGCCCAAGAAGUUCAUCUCCCGCCUACGGAAAGAGAACGAUCUGUUCGACAACUACAUGCAACAGGAUGCCCACGAAUUCCUCAACUACCUGCUGAACACUGUGGCUGACAUCCUGCAGGAGGAGAAGAAGCAGGAGAAGCAGAACGGACGCCUCAAGAACAAUGGCACUGCUGUCACUACAGAGACCGAGACAGAGAACAAGACCGAGCCCACAUGGGUUCACGAUAUCUUCCAAGGCACACUGACCAAUGAGACGCGCUGCCUCAACUGUGAAACGGUGAGCAGCAAAGAUGAGGAUUUUCUGGAUCUUUCUGUGGAUGUGGAGCAGAACACAUCAAUAACACACUGUCUCAGGGACUUCAGUAACACAGAGACUUUGUGCAGUGAGUACAAAUACUACUGUGAGACGUGCUGCAGCAAGCAGGAAGCACAGAAACGGAUGCGUGUGAAGAAGCUUCCUAUGAUCCUGGCACUACACCUGAAGAGGUUUAAGUACAUGGAGCAGCUGCACCGCUACACCAAGCUGUCCUACAGAGUGGUUUUCCCCCUAGAACUCCGUCUGUUCAACACGUCUGGGGAUGCAGUCAACCUGGAUCGCAUGUAUGAUCUAGUUGCUGUGGUGGUUCACUGUGGCAGCGGCCCGAAUCGAGGUCAUUACAUCACCAUAGUGAAGAGUCAUGGCUUCUGGCUGCUGUUUGAUGAUGACAUUGUGGAGAAAAUUGACGCCCAGGCCAUCGAGGAGUUUUAUGGGCUUACCUCAGACAUCUCCAAGAACUCUGAGUCGGGAUACAUUCUCUUCUACCAGUCCAGGGAGUGACUGGAGCCUGAUCAUCAUCAGAGGAAGAGACCGAAUAGGAAGAAAACUUUUUUUUAAACCUUCAGCCUAACAGACCCCAGACUCCUGCCAUCUCCAUCCCAACUUGCUCUCCUCCUCCAUGUCAGACCUCUCUGACGUAUGUGCCAAUCCUCUGCCAGUCCCAUUAUGUCAGCCUCUGGGUUUUACCUGUGCUUCAUCUCUCUCUCUUUCUCUGUAAUUUGCUUCUUGUCUUUUAGUCACCUGCAUCUGGACUGCACUUUAAAACAAAAGCAAAAAUGCUCAACAGCAUGACAGAAACAUAAAGGAGUCUACAUCCACACUGAGCCACACAUGCUUGGGGUAGACUGGUGGGAGAAGCCUGCCGAGGCGAUUCUCUGCUGGGAGCAUGAUGAGGUGAAGGGUCUGGUGCACAUACAGACAACUGUCAGAAAUUGUACUAUAUCAGUUAUAUGUAUAUACAGUCUUCUCCCCCCUCAUAAUUCCUUUCAUUAGGGCUGUUUUCCCAGUCACUGUCUUAGUCCUUUUGAUGUUUUCAUAUCCCUGGUGGAUGCAUGAGAAGUAAAUGAAGUUUGAGACAAACACUAUAAUAAGCAUAGAGACAUUUUGAAGCAAUAUCUGAGCAUUAAUUAUAGAACUCCCAAGUUUAAAACUACCUAAUCUGAGUAACUUGUUGACAGUGCACAGGUUGUUUUGCCCAUAGAGAAUCGCUUUGUGUCUGUCAGUGUGACAUCUAAUGUUAGUCUAACCAGAUAUGAUCCAACACUUAAUCCUUUUGAGCCAUGUGCUCUAACACUACACAUGAAAGGAAACCCUGCAGUUUUCCAUUCAAAUCAGCUGAAUCUUUAUAAUUUUAUAUUCUGAUAGAAAGCCCCUAUUUAUUGAACUUAACAUAUUUAUUACUGUACUUUGUAAUACUGACUGAUAGAUGAUGAAAUUGCUUGUAUAACAUGGCUCUUUUGACAGCUUUGUAUGUCAAGACUGAUGUCAAAGUGCUCAGUGUGAAGGACACGGUGUAUGUAAUACACAACUUCAUAGGACAGCUAAAGAAAAAUUUGGUUUUACCAGGUUAAUUUUGUAGUUUGCAUGUUAGAUAAAAAUGUAAGACAGAUUAACAUGAUGCAAGUGAGACACAACCCUCAACUGCCUAAUCUUUUGAUUGACAUGGAAAAGUGAAAUAGUGCAAUAAGAGGUGAAGUUAUCCAAUGUGCAAUUUUCCCAGUGAGACUAAUAUACCAGAUGUUUAAAUGUUAAUAGUAGAUGUGUUUGUUUUUGACUGAUCUUUUCCCAGUGCUGUGUGUUUGAAUGCUCGUGAUAUCAAAGUAAAUGCCCCCCACCCCCAUUCACCACGUGCAAUGCACACUACCUGCUGGUAUGUUAGCUACAAUGUUUCAUCCUUCUUUUUUAUAACCUCACAUCAUUGUCUUAUUCUUCUUCAUUCUUAUGUUUAACUACAGCGUAGUAGUUUCCUCUUUGUCUCUGACUUUGAUUACGUAAAUUGUGCGUGUCAUACGUAGCACAUUGGAAUCCUAAACCCCAUAGAGGUGAAAUAUCAAGCUGCGUUGUUAAUUAAUACAAUAUCCCUGUACUGUAGAUGUUUUCUCCAGGGUUUGUUGCCAUGCUCUGUAGAAUAGUGUGACAUCAAAGAUCCUGUUUUCAUGUGAAGGACAUUCCUAUUUGUUGCACAUCAGAGGACAUUACCAUUUCAAAUGCAUCUAAGUGAGAGGUAGGAAUAGGAUUAAUUUGUUAGCUUAGUGUCAGUAUCUGUACAAGAGAUGCAGAUUGUAAAGUGUAAACAGUGAACCUCUGAGCGCUUGUUUCUGCUGUCUUCUCCAUUUAGUCUGUUACCGAGUGAAGUCAUGAGGAAUACGUGCCAAACUGGAGUCGAUACUGACCUUACAACAGUCUUUAACAGAACAUUAUUUUCUUUGUAAAGAUACAACUGUACAUAUAUAUUAUGUAGAAAAACACUUCUGGAAAUAGGAAAAAUAUUUUUUUAAAGUGCAGAUCUUAAAAUGUAAACACACUCAUGGUAAAGAUUUUAGCUUAACACUGACCAUUAAUGAAACCCUGCUAAGAAAUACUGUGCUAUUUUACAAUCACUCGAUUACAUAAUCAAUCAGAAUUGUGCAGAGGUCACCAUCUGUGAUAUUAUUGCUAUUACUGGUUUAAACUGAAUCAGGGUAGAAAACAGUAGCACGAAUAGCCUGAGAUAUUUUAGACUCAGGUGAGAAGGAGACUUUUCAUGCGCUGAUCUUCCAUGAACACUUAUGCACAUGCCCGCACUGAGAUGCUCAGUCAUUGCACUUGGUCUUAUAUAUCCUACUGUGAUAGUGUUCUACCGAGGAAAGCUCAGGUGCAGAGAGCCCUGCACCAGAUGGGAUGUGACAGAGCUUGUGGGAGAGAAGGAGGAAAUGAAUCGGAGCCUCUGUUUGGCUGUAAACUGAAAGUGCACUUUAUUAGUGAUGAGCUUCGAUGCUUUAAUAUGAAGAACCACAGUCUAACGCACUCAUUUUGAGUUUUUUUCUUCUGUUCAAUAAAAUGACUAUCACCUAA
Messenger RNA from Lates calcarifer (barramundi perch), 4008 nucleotides. RefSeq names its product ubiquitin carboxyl-terminal hydrolase 46. Gene Ontology annotation, biological process: protein deubiquitination. The transcript has 9 exons. Gene Ontology annotation, cellular component: cytosol; nucleus. NCBI's taxonomy places the organism in Eukaryota, Metazoa, Chordata, Actinopteri, Centropomidae. Bases 346 to 1455 code for a protein of 369 amino acids. Gene Ontology annotation, molecular function: cysteine-type endopeptidase activity; cysteine-type deubiquitinase activity. The record is from RefSeq and is a predicted model, not a curated record.